This is a messenger RNA of Necator americanus (New World hookworm), 1518 nucleotides long. RefSeq lists its product as uncharacterized. The transcript has 14 exons. The record is from RefSeq and is a predicted model, not a curated record. Gene Ontology annotation, molecular function: protein binding. The coding region runs from base 1 to 1518 and encodes 505 amino acids. NCBI's taxonomy places the organism in Eukaryota, Metazoa, Nematoda, Chromadorea, Rhabditida, Ancylostomatidae.
AUGAAAAAUUUUGAAAGCGCUUAUGUAAGCCUUAAACAAAUACUACUAAUCGAUACAGCUAUGAACGAAAGCGACACGAUAGAAGUGAUAAAGGCAGUAUUUAGAAUGGCGGAAUGGUGUGCUGAUCACUUGCGUGAUGUUGAGGGUUGGCGUAGUGCUGGUCUUCCCAUAUCAACUGCUUCAAACGAAUGCGCCAAACUAUUUGAUGCAGCUCUACGGCAAUUCGUUUCAUGGAGCGAUUGUAAACAACUGGGUGGACUUGAGCAGACUCUUAAGGAUAUGAACACGGCUGAUAAGACGGCAGUACUUCCUCGCAUUUUGUCGCUUGGUUUGGAAGCGAUUGGAACAGGUGUCAGUGUAAGGAGUAGUGAAAAAUUCAGAAAGGAACUUGAACAAUUACAAAUGGAUGCGAAAAAUUAUGGGAAUGAAAGAGAGAAAAUGCACGCCCAAGCUGUACAACAAUUCGGAGAAGGAAAACAAAGCGCUGCUGCGAAUACAUGGGAAGAAAUCCUUAAGAGAUAUCCAACUGAUCUUAUGGCAAUAAAAUUCGCACACGACACAUAUUUUUAUUUGGGUGAUGCAAAAAUGAUACGGGAUUCAGUGUAUGCUGUCCUACCAAAGCAUAAAGGAACAGAGCCGUGCUAUAGUUAUCUACAUGGUAUGCUUGCUUUUGGUCUAGAAGAAUGUGAACAAUAUGCUGAAGCUGAGAAAGAAGCAUUGAACGCCUUAGAACAGAAUCGAUACGAUUGUUGGGCAACCCAUGCACGUGCUCACGUGCUGGAAAUGGAAGGACGAUUCGAUGAAGGUAUUGCAUUUCUGGAAAGCACUGUCGAAGAUUGGAAGCCGGGAUGGAUGCUAGCUGCUCAUAAUUACUGGCAUAAUGCUUUGUAUUAUAUCGAGAGACACAAAAACUACGAAGUACCGCUUACAAUAUUCGACAAGGAGAUUUGUCCGCGAGCCGUUAAAAGUGGUGCGAUGCUUGAUAUUGUUGACGCUGUCUCAAUGUUAUGGAGAUUGGAACUGGAAGGUGUUGAUGUUGGGAACAGAUGGCGUGAUCUUCCCAUUCUAAGCGAACAUGUUAAUGACCAUGCGCUAUUUUUUAACGACAUUCAUAUGAGCGUAGCGCUUCAAAAAGGAGGAUACAAGGAUGAUGAAAUAAAAAUGUGGCAAAGUUUGCAGGAAUUUUCCAAAACUGUGGGUGACGAAUACGACCAAGCGAGAAUUUGUCGCGAAGUGGGCGUGCUCAUCCAUGAAGGGAUGUCACAGUAUAUUCUGAAGGAUUACGACCAAUGUGUCUCGCGCAUCUUUCCGAUUCGAGACAAGAUUUAUACUAUAGGUGGAAGUAAUGCACAACGUGACUUGUUCACACAAACCCUCAUUCAUGCUUGUAUCAAGUCAUCAAAUGCUGAGAUCUUCUCUAAAGCAACGACUCUUUUGGAAGAAAGGAAUGCUAUCAAAAAGAAUUCACCAAUCAGUGAACGUUUGGCCGUUAAAUUUAGACUCCAGCAUCCUAUAUAG